CUUCACUGCUCAGAGUCCUUCCUGUUUGAAAUUUCAAGGAAGCAGCAGCAGCAACAACUGGACAGUCGCGUAUAUACUGAUGGAUUUAUCUGAGUGAUCUUUGGUCUGGGAGGACCCAUGCUCUCUCACCUUUGUGCUGCCACACCUGCGCUGUACAUACUGUGGAUCACUAUGGCCCAGAUAGCUGGCCAGGAGGACAGAGAGAAAACUACUGCACUCAAAGAUUUGCUGUCCAGAAUAGACUUGGAUGAACUGAUGAAGAAAGAUGAACCUCCUUUCACUUUCCCCCAAACACUGGAGGAGUUUGAAUAUGCAUUCAAUGAAUAUGGCCAGCUCAGGCAUAUAAAUACAGGAGAGCCUUUUGUAUUCAAUGCCAGAGAGGAUCUCCACCGCUGGAACCAGAAACGCUAUGAAGCUCUUGGAGAGAUCAUCACUCAGUAUGUUUACGAGCUGUUGGAGAAAAAGUGCAACAUGACUAAAGCAAUCCUGCCAGUGGACGCUACAGAAGAUGAACCCACCAGUUUUAUGUACCUGAGCCCAGAUGCCUUGUCCAACCCAUCCAAGCUGCUGGUGCUGAUCCAGGGCAGCGGCGUGGUGCGGGCCGGUCAGUGGGCCCGUAGACUCAUCAUCAACCAGGACCUGGACUCAGGGACACAAAUUCCCUUCAUCACCAGAGCCAUGGAGGAUGGCUACGGUGUGAUGGUGCUCAACCCCAAUGAGAACUACCUGGAGGUGGAGAAGCCGGCCAUGUUCUCUCCCCUGCCCUCUCCUACCGAACCCUCGGACGAACCCGCUGAGAAGAGGGAACGCAAAGAUGAUAAAGAGGGCAAAAAGAAGAGAGAAUUUUAUGAGAAGUACCGUAACCCGCAGAAGGAGACGGAGACGGAACGGAUCCCUAUACGGGAAAAUGGUUCCUCCGAGGAACACGUGCUAUACGUGUGGGACCACUUUGUGUCCAAAGCCGCAGCCAAGAAUGUCUUCAUCAUGGCCCACAGCUACGGAGGGCUGUCUUUCGUUGAGCUGAUGAAUCAGAGGGAAAUGCAGGUGAAGAACAGAGCGUGCGCCGUGGCUCUGACUGACUCGGCUCACAACAUCUGGCUGCAGGAGACCAGCAAAGGCACACAGGACUGGAUGCAGCAGCACUGUUGCAACUGGGUAUCAAGUCCAGAGCCCCUGGACACGCCACUGGAUCCCAUGCUGCCAGACUGCCCCAGAGUCUCUGCAGGCACAGAGCGCCACGAGCUGACCUCCUGGAUGAGUUUCGACUCCAUCUUCAGGUUCUUCAGUGAGGUCCUGGAGGCCAAAGAGGACGAGGAGGCGGAGGAGACCUCCAACGCUGUCACCACACGCAGCAGCUCCCUCAAAAACAAACACCAAGAUUUGUAGAGGACCGAUAAAAAUGACUCGGAAACAAGAGGAGAGGGGAAAAGGGGGGUUGGCGAGGGAUCAAAGGGGGGGUUGGGGGAUGCAGAAAGGGAGGCUAAGGUUCCAGAUCCUACCUAUUUUUUUUCUCCCUCUGUAACCUCCCUCAUCUUUCUGUCCUCACUCUUCUCCCCGAGUGUCAUUUCUCCCUUCCAGCCCUCCCUGGGCCGUGCACACACACACAGCCUUGUUGUUGUAAGAGACAAGAGUACAGGGUCACCGUGUAUACAUCACAAUAACGUUUUGCAUUACUUCUAGAUGAGCGCAACUGUCAAAGCAAUAUGGGCUUGAGUGUUAGCGCUUCCCGUGGGCUGUGGCCCGGCUGCGGGUACGGGCCACGGCAGCAGAGAUUAAGGCUGACAGGCGCUGUGCACAAUGCACUGUGGUGCACCUCUAAUUGUCCUGACAUCAGCCUGAACUGAGCUAAUGCCCCGCCUGCCCUCCAGUCUGCACUGCUCAGUCUCUCCCUCCUCUUCCUCCCCUGGUCCUAAAGCCUGGGCUGCUUUCUUACCCCCUCAUGCUCCUCUCUGCUAUGAUUCAAUAUCAUUUCAACCUGAUCAGUGCCCAUCUUCUUAUUUUUUUUUAAUCCCUUACCCACCAUAAAUGUUUUUACCAAGAGUGAACACACACUUUCUUAACUGGUGACCAUUUGUUUUAACAAAGGGUGUUGUUUUCAUGACUUCUUCCCUCUCUUAACUCCUCCGCACAUUCAGUCAGCUUUUUGAACCGGACUUUUCUCAUUCAGCUGUGUGUGUAAAGUGUGGUUCAAACCCGUGCCAUAUAUUUCUGGGAAUCGCAGUGCUUAUAAUAAGAGAUAUUUUUUUUUUAAUUUCUCACCUUUGAGCUAAAUUUGAAUGCAAUGUCUCAUACACACUUUCACACAAUUUUUUUUAAAAUAAAUAUUAAAGCCAAUACUUGAGCUUCCAAGUGUUUACUUUAAGAAUAUAUCUAGGAUUUAUUUGAAAAACUCUGGAGAGUCCAUCUCUCUGUGUUUAUUAUAAAUAUAUAUCUUUUUUUUUUUUCAAUUUGAUAUCCCUUGAAAUUGAUGUCCCCAGAUGAUUGAAUGUGAUGAAACAAAUAAAACAAAACACAACCUGUGCUGAAUAUGGAAAAUUCAGGGCAGCGAGCAUAUUUAAAAUUACUUAAAGUCAAGCAUCAGAAUGGGUUUGAGGGAUAUCUCAUUUUAACAGGAGCCAGAAGUCAGCUCACAACACUCAUAAAGCCUCAAUAUAUCGCCUUACACGUGUCAGGAAAUCCAAGAUUUCAAUAUUAUUCUAAGCCUGAAUGAUAUUUCCUUAGAUGUUGAAGAAAUGUAACAUAUCUAUUUCCCCCCCCAACCCUUUUUUUCCUCCCACCAAAGUACUCUUCUUGUGUACUUAGAAGUGACAAAGUCAGCUCCCUGCUCAGCUGCACAUAAUCUGACUAUGUGACACAAACAUGAUAAAAAUUUUUCCACCAGGCUGGUGUGCUUUUAUAAACCACUCAAGGCUUAAUGGAAUACAUUUCUAAUGUGUCAUGACAUUAGUAAAAACUCAAACCGGAUACUAAAUCUUAUGAUACCUUAGACACAUUCUCAAAUAUAUACCUUUUUUUUUUUUUUUUUUUUACUUCAAAUAGUUCCCAUUGUUUAACUUUAACACUGUGAAAUCCUGCCCACUGUGUGCAUGGUUUAAGGCUUUUGUGGAUUAUCUUCCCGCUGUAAUGAGACAACUGUGGCUGAUGGUUGCAGGCCUAAUUUCCUUUUAAUUUGAUUCACAUCUCUCCAGGUUUCAGCAAAGAAAGUUGGCUUAUUAUUUGAUUGGAUGAGUUUCGUUUCAAGAUACCAUUGCUCAUCUUUCUGCUCUUCAGCCACAAUCAGUUCAUUUUUCACUCCGUAAUUUGUAUAUUGUUGCCUUAGGAAUAAACAAGACUCUGUUCACUGUUUUUAAUAAUAUCCAGCAAGCCAUAUGUGAAUGGAACUAAAGAUGUAAGAGCAGCCUAAAUCCAAAGCACAGUCUGCAAAUAAAAGGGGACUAAUUUUGGCACAAUUGCUCUUGAAGACUUUAUUUUUUGCAGAUGGUUUAUAUGUUGUAUUGGUUUAAGGAACACGCCUAUUUUUUUGUUUUAUCGCAUAAGGCUUUGGGGUUUUAUGAAACCGCAUCACAUAUUUUUCUUAUAUUCUCAAAUGGUUGUCUCAUUCCUUUUUUUGAUCCAUUUUGUUUUU
Molecule: messenger RNA, 3625 nt
Organism: Sebastes umbrosus (honeycomb rockfish)
Lineage: Eukaryota; Metazoa; Chordata; Actinopteri; Perciformes; Sebastidae
Gene: arb2a
Product: family with sequence similarity 172 member A
Exons: 11
Coding region: 118-1386 (422 amino acids)
Biological process (GO): regulatory ncRNA-mediated heterochromatin formation
Cellular component (GO): nucleus
Molecular function (GO): siRNA binding
Source: RefSeq, a predicted model, not a curated record